GUUCCUCUGCUUCGAUUAUAGUAAGAACGUUUCUUCAUCAAUCAACUCAAACCUGAACAAAGAAGAUGGAAAACUUCCAAAUGUCUCGUCGUCAGGAGUGCAGAGAGGAUGAAACUUAUGCCAACAUACAGCACUCAGUGUCCACCAGAGGGUCAAAGGUCACCUCAGCGAUAGUGGCCCUGCUGGUUGUCAGCGCUCUCCUGGCAGCUGCUGUUAUUGUCGUUUGUCGCCUCGCUCAUGCUAACAUCAUGACCGAGGACGGUUUCCAGAGACUGAAAGACGAGAAUGACGCUUUGAAAAGAAACUUCACAGAGAGAAACUGUGAAGAGAAAACAUGCCCAACAGUGAAGCCAACAUGUCCAAUCAUGAGGCAUACAUGCCCAAUAGUGAAGCCAACAUGCCCAACAGAGACAUAUCUGAAAUGUCAAGCAGGCUGGGAGCGAUUGGGAGGAAACUGUUAUUAUUUCUCCAUUAUCAAAUCAACCUGGAGUGAGAGCAGAGCUGAAUGCCAGCUCAAAGGAGCAGACCUGGUGAAGAUUGACAGCAGAGACGAGCAGGAAUUCCUGAGUCUGAAACUGAGAGACAGAAUGACUGGUUCUGAGGACAUGUUCUGGAUCGGACUGACCGACUCAGAGGAAGAGGGCCGGUGGAUGUGGGUGGAUGGAUCACGUCUGAGCACAGGGUUUUGGAACAAAGGUGAGCCGGACAACUCGUUGGUUAACAACACAGAUGGGCAGGACUGCGUGAGGAUGGGGGGAGGGGGUGUAUUUAAGCGUUGGUAUGAUAGAUCCUGCAAAGACCCUCAGAAAAUUGUUUGUGAGAAACCAGCAGAAACAUGACAUAUGAAGCAUAUCUGACGUGUUUAGUCUCAUUCAGCUUUAUGUCUCACUCAGCCUGAUAAAACAAAUCUCAGUGCAGGAUACAGAAUGUAUCCAAUUAAUCAACCAGUCAAUCUUUAUUUAUAUAGCGCCAAAUCACAACAAAUGUUAUCCAAAGAUGCUCUACAAACAGAGC
This is a messenger RNA of Notolabrus celidotus (New Zealand spotty), 1014 nucleotides long. Its product is annotated as C-type lectin domain family 4 member E-like. Lineage: Eukaryota; Metazoa; Chordata; Actinopteri; Labriformes; Labridae. The record is from RefSeq and is a predicted model, not a curated record. The transcript has 8 exons. The coding region runs from base 66 to 839 and encodes 257 amino acids.